Molecule: messenger RNA, 489 nt
Organism: Sturnus vulgaris (Common starling)
Lineage: Eukaryota; Metazoa; Chordata; Aves; Passeriformes; Sturnidae
Source: RefSeq, a predicted model, not a curated record
AUGCUGCUGGCCGUGCUGCUGGCCGCGCUGGGCGCCGCCCGCGCUCUCUCCACGUGCCGCACGCUGGACCUGGAGGCGGCGCGGCUCAAACGCAUCGAGGCCGUGCGGGGACAGAUCCUGAGCAAGCUGCGACUGCCGGCACCGCCCCCGGACCCCGAGCCCGAACCGGCACCGGGGCUGCCCGACGACAUCCGGGCCCUCUACAACAGCACCCGCGAGCUGCUGCGCCAGAGAGCGCGGCUCCGGCAGCCCGAGGACCCGCAGGAGUACUACGCCAAGGAACUGCUGAGAUUCCCCAUGGAGACACCGGGAGAGGGUGACACGCAGCGCUGGCUCCCCACGCCCCGCAGUUUGUUCUUUGUGUUCAACGCCUCGCGGCUGCGGGCGGGGCUGGGCCGGGCCGAGCUGAGCCGGGCCGAGCUGCGCAUGCUGCGACAGGGGACGGCAGCCGGGACAGCCGGCGUGGAGCAGAGAGUGGAGCUCUACCAG